Molecule: messenger RNA, 1275 nt
Organism: Medicago truncatula (barrel medic)
Lineage: Eukaryota; Viridiplantae; Streptophyta; Magnoliopsida; Fabales; Fabaceae
Product: glucose and ribitol dehydrogenase
Exons: 4
Coding region: 176-1057 (293 amino acids)
Molecular function (GO): oxidoreductase activity
Source: RefSeq, a predicted model, not a curated record
GUGUCUCACUACGCACUAUACGUUUAACCGCACACUUUGUUCAUCAUCAAGAUCACUAAUAACCAUAUCCACUUUGUGUAAUUUUCCUUCCAAAAACAAGACUCAAUUUCUUCCAAUUAUUCCAUCAACUCAGAAAAUUCCUUACAUAUCUUUUCCCAAAAUCUUGUUUGUAAGAAUGGCUUCCGGUGAACAGAAAUUCCCCCCACAAAAACAAGACACACAACCUGGGAAGGAACAUGUUAUGGAUCCACUACCUCAAUUCACUUGCCCUGACUACAAGCCAUCAAACAAACUUCAAGGUAAGGUAGCUGUAAUAACAGGAGGUGACUCUGGAAUUGGACGAGCCGUAUGCAAUUUAUUUUCCUUAGAAGGUGCUACGGUUGCAUUCACAUAUGUAAAGGGUGAUGAAGACAAGGACGCAAAGGACACACUAGAAAUGUUAAGGAAUGCAAAAAGUGCUGAUGCUAAGGAUCCAAUGGCUGUAGCAGCUGACUUAGGGUUUGAUGAGAAUUGCAAGAAAGUGGUUGAUGAGAUUGUUAAUGCUUAUGGCCACAUUGAUAUUCUUGUUAACAAUGCUGCUGAGCAAUAUGAGUGCUCAUCAGUUGAGGAGAUUGAUGAGUCAAGGCUAGAGAGGGUGUUCCGAACAAAUAUCUUCUCAUAUUUCUUCAUGACCAGGCAUGCACUGAAGCACAUGAAAGAAGGGAGCAGUAUUAUUAACACAACGUCAGUGAAUGCAUACAAGGGCAAUGCAAAACUACUAGACUAUACAUCUACUAAGGGUGCAAUUGUGGCAUUUACAAGGGGACUAUCACUUCAGCUGGUGAGCAAGGGUAUAAGGGUCAAUGGAGUGGCACCUGGACCCAUAUGGACACCAUUGAUACCAGCAUCUUUCAAGGAGGAAGAAACUGCUCAAUUUGGUGGUCAAGUGCCUAUGAAAAGAGCUGGUCAGCCUAUUGAGGUUGCUCCAUCCUAUGUCUUUCUUGCCUCCAACCAAUGUUCCUCUUAUUUUACUGGACAAGUCCUUCACCCCAAUGGUGGAACUGUGGUGAAUGGUUGAAGAUUCAGUGAUAUUAUUAUAUGAAUGGAGAAACAGCAGUAGAAUAGUAGUGUAGUAUGGUACAAAAUGUGUAACUCUCUUAACCCCUCUGAGCUGCUAGAGAUGGGGUUUGGGAGGAGUAUGUUUUUAAUGUAGAAACCUAUAAUAUGUAUUUUUGGUGAAAUGUAUGUAAAAGUAUAUGCAGAUCAUUAUGUAUUAAGAUCAAAAUACUUCUUGAA